This is a messenger RNA of Cetraspora pellucida, 154 nucleotides long. The record is from the annotation of a GenBank genome assembly. NCBI's taxonomy places the organism in Eukaryota, Fungi, Glomeromycota, Glomeromycetes, Diversisporales, Gigasporaceae.
AACAGCCAAUGAAAAACUUCAUGGUAAAACUUGGUGGAACUUAAAAUUAGUUUCACCUGCAACUAUAGUCCAGAUUAUCGAGGUUAUUGUCGAUAAAGUGCUACCUCGAAGCAUCGACGACCGAAGCCUUGACUUGCCCACUCGCCAAAUAUGA